CCAGCUGUACUGCGCCUGCGCGAAUCAGGGGGCGGGUUUGUUGUGCUUGACGUCAUGUUUUGUUUUCUGCUUAUUUUAUGGGGUUCUCUGAGCUAACAACACGGACAGCUGCGACUAUAAAAUAUCCCCAGUGACCUUGUACUGGUGUACAAGAAGACAAAGCCAUGGGGAAUACAAGCAGUGAGAGGGCUGCCAUGGGCCAGGGGGAGAAGGCUCAGCGGAGGGAUAGCCGAGGAAACAAGGAGGGAGAGAGACCAAAAAUCCUGAUGGACAGCCCAGAGGAUGCAGAUAUGUUUCAUGGUGAAGACAUGAAGGCUCCUUUAGAGAAAGAAGAGUUCCUUGCAUGGCAGCAAGACUUGGAAGCAGACGACAAAGGGCCAACUUUAGACCGACCAACAGUAUUUCGCUGGACUGGAGAUGGAAAAGAGGUCUUCCUGUCUGGAUCUUUCAACAACUGGGCCAAUAAGAUUCCACUAAUAAGAAGUCAGAACACCUUUGUUGCUAUUGUCGAUCUACCUGAAGGGGAGCACCAGUACAAGUUCUACGUGGAUGGCCAGUGGACCCACGACCCUGCUGAGCCAGUUGUAACAAGUCAGUUGGGGACAGUCAACAAUAUCAUCCAGGUGAAGAAAACUGACUUUGAGGUGUUCGAUGCUCUAAUGGUAGACUCUCAGAAGUGCUCCGACAUGUCAGACCUCUCCAGCUCUCCUCCUGGGCCUUAUCAUCAGGACGCCUAUGUCCCUAAGCAAGAAGAGAAGUUUAAGUCCCCACCCAUACUCCCACCUCACCUGCUACAGGUUAUCCUCAACAAAGACACUGGCAUUUCUUGUGACCCUGCAUUACUCCCUGAACCCAACCAUGUCAUGCUAAACCACCUCUACGCUCUCUCCAUUAAGGAUGGAGUGAUGGUGCUCAGUGCUACACAUCGUUACAAGAAGAAGUAUGUGACCACUUUAUUAUACAAGCCCAUCUGAGUGACAACAGGCUUGUAUAUCCAAGUAUGUUAACUGUACACUGAGUGUACAAAAUAUGAGCUCUGCCUGUUUCCUUCUUAAAAUAGAGGGAGCAGGUGAAUCCAGGUUGUGAGUUAGACCUGCUGAAUCCACAUCCUGACCUGGAGGGGUUCAAAUCUGCUUGUAGAGGUCAUUUCAAUUGAUUUAUUCUUGUUUUGUACUACACAGUGUCCAGGAAUUUGACCAUUUGUACUCUUUAUCCAAACUUGAGAAGGCCAGAGGUGAUUAUAAUGAGAAUCCCAAAUUAUCUAGCACUGUUAAGCUCUGAGAUUUUAUCUUGUACACUCAGUGUAUAUCCAUUAUUGUACUCAUCUCUUUAGGAUUAUAAAUGUCACUCAGUUACCCCAAUCCUUUAUAAUCUGCCUUUUAUUCAUUCACUGAUUGCCAUUUACAGCAACACACUGUUUGUUUGUUAGAGAUAGAGAGGCAGUUAUUAUAGGGUAGUACACUAUGUCUGACACAAAAUCAGACAUAAAUGUUCUGAAGAGGAUUUAUAAUCCUGGCCAAAUCUGACUGAAAGUUGUCCAAUCAUGAGUUUUCCAUGAUGAAGAAGACAGCAGCGGUACAAUCAAGAAUGUAAAUAUAAAGGUCAAAGAAAAAAAAAUGGACUGCAGUAGUUUUCCACUGAUUUUAUUUUCAUGUUUAUCUUGAGAAAUAUUCAUUUAUUUAUAGUCACACAGUGCACAGUAGAACAUGAAUAUCCUUUGUGAAGUAUUUAGUGUUGUUUAUUUUAUUUCUACAGUCUUUGAUGAUGUGAUUUGUUUCUGUGUCAAACACACUUUUUUAUAGUUAGAAGUUGUCUUCAAGACUUGAGUGGGAAAUGUGGCCUAGCAUAUUGGUUGUGUGGGAAGAAUGUGCAACUUUUUGAUCCACUAGAUGAGCUCCAGGAUUAAACCAAAUCAAAACCUCUGUUUGGCGACACCUCCGCUAUUCUGAAGCCUCAGCUCUCCUCCAGCGGCACACCUCCAACCCCUCCCCCUUCGCAAUCUCAUAAAGGAGUUAUGAAUUAGAUUGCACCAUUAAGCGCAAGCGGUUGACAAAAUUGUCCUUUUCUUGAGCUGCAAUUGCCUUAGUCCUGCAUUGUUGUGUUAGCAGGCUAAUGUUAGCACACUUUGGUUUGCUCAUAUCAAUGUUGCACAUUCUUCCUUUAAGACAAGCCUAUGUUAAGAUCAAAAAUACAACCAUGUUUUAAUUUUCAAUAAUUUUGCCUUUACUAAAUAAUGAUUUUAUUGGUUUUGCAUGGCAAUGGUCACAUUUAUUUAGAAAGAAGAAUAUGCAUACAGUGUAUGUACACUCAAAUCCCACCAAUGUGUCGGGAGAGUAAAUCUUACCCUUUUUGUUCGUCAAAGCAGGUCAAUGCAUUUCAAAGAUAUACUCAUACCAGAUGGUGUAUGUGUGUGUCAGGCGUCAGUGUGUGAUCCAUACAAUGUCGUCAAUCAGUGGCAGUGAUGGAGAUUUUUCAGAUGAGAAGAAGAGCAAAAAGCAGAGAAAAAAGGUCCAAUGAUUUAGUCAAAGAAAGUCGAAUGAAAAAAAGAGCUUGAAGAAUUAGAACCUGAAGGACCAUCACGGGAUCACAUGUCAGAGCUGUUCUGUUGUAGAUUUUAUUUUUUAAAAAUAGUUUCCUGUCUGUGUGUGCAUUUCAUGAAGUCUGACGGGUUGUAUUAGUUUAAGUUAAAGAUAUGACAUGUAGCAUCUAUUUACAUCAAUGUUUCAUUUACAAAUAGUCGAUCAUGGAAUCAUUUUAUUUAACAAUUUAUUAUGAUACAUCUAUUUUUGUUGUAAGCUGUAGGCCAGUAGAGGAUUGACAGUCUCCUCAGUAUAAGACUACUACUUCUUCUGUUUGGUCAGAACUAUUAUAGUCAUGAUGUAUUUAUGCUAGAAUAUUUGUAUUUCAAAUGAAUUGCAGUAUCAUUUCAAAUGUUGAUCAUUCUAACCAAGUAGGCAAUUUUUUGUUUGGAGAGACAUUUGUAUUAAAAUAAUUUCAAAAUUGA
Messenger RNA from Labrus mixtus (cuckoo wrasse), 3004 nucleotides. It is a transcript of the gene prkab1a, whose product is annotated as protein kinase, AMP-activated, beta 1 non-catalytic subunit, a. Gene Ontology annotation, biological process: signal transduction. Gene Ontology annotation, molecular function: protein kinase binding. The record is from RefSeq and is a predicted model, not a curated record. The coding region runs from base 165 to 974 and encodes 269 amino acids. Gene Ontology annotation, cellular component: cytoplasm; nucleotide-activated protein kinase complex; nucleus. NCBI's taxonomy places the organism in Eukaryota, Metazoa, Chordata, Actinopteri, Labriformes, Labridae. The transcript is spliced from 8 exons.